UACAUUACCCAGAAUGCAAUAGUAAGCAACAUUCGCUGUGAUUGGAUGUUCGUCAGAUCGCAUGAGCAGGACCCAAAGAGAGAUCCUCACUACUACGAAAACAUUCCACGAUGUCUGGACGUAGAGUGGUGGUUUUCCCCUCUGUGUCCGAGCUUGGACCCACUCUGGCUCAGCUGGUGUCCUCUCGUGCAGAGAAAGCUCUAAGCUCAGGUAGAAGCUCCUUCUCUCUGGGUCUCUCAGGUGGGAGUUUGGUUUCCAUGUUGAGUAAGGAUCUUCCUGCUGUGGAGAACCUGGACUGCAGCCGAUGGCUUAUCGGCUUCUGUGAUGAGAGACUCGUUCCUUUCAGUGAUCCUGAGAGCACGUAUGGCUUAUAUAAGAAUCAAUUGUUUGGGAAAAUCAACAUUCCAGAAGACAGGAUUUUGGCUAUAGAUCCGUCUUUACCUGUGCAAGAAUGUGCUGAUGAUUAUGCCAACAAACUGAGCAAGGCCUUUAGUCCAGAGCAAAUCCCAGUUUUUGACAUGCUCUUGCUGGGUAUGGGACCAGACGGACACACCUGCUCUCUCUUUCCAGAUCAUCCUUUAUUACAGGAAAGCCAGAGGACAGUGGCCGCAAUCUCUGAUUCCCCCAAACCACCCCCUCAGCGUGUCACUAUGACAUUACCCACAGUUAACGCUGCUCGAUGUGUGGUGUUUGUGUCAACAGGAGGCAGCAAAGCUCCUGUACUCAAGCAUGUAUUGGAGGGUGGAGAAGGGCCCGCACUUCCAUCAGCUCUGGUGUCUCCUAGACAGGGAGAGCUCUUCUGGCUUGUAGACGAGCCGGCGGCGGCCUCGCUCACGUCUCAGGUGGAGAGGCCGAGUCCCGGGGCAAAACUCUGACACAACGUGUAGAAGCACUUUCUAGUGUUCUUAUGGAGUCCUUAAAAAGCACUGUGUUUGCAAAAGGUUAUUCUUCAUAGCACUUUUCAUAUCUGUAAUUACUGCAGUUAUCGUUAUUUACUGCAAACUGUAAAAAACUAACAUUUCUGAAUACAAUUUUAGGAGGUUAAUAACCAUUUCUGAAAUUGUCCACUUUUGUUGUAUUUCAUUGUGUCCGGAGUGCAAAGAAAGUAAAAAA
Messenger RNA from Pimephales promelas (fathead minnow), 1113 nucleotides. It is a transcript of the gene pgls, whose product is annotated as 6-phosphogluconolactonase. Gene Ontology annotation, molecular function: 6-phosphogluconolactonase activity. The record is from RefSeq and is a predicted model, not a curated record. Gene Ontology annotation, biological process: pentose-phosphate shunt; carbohydrate metabolic process. Lineage: Eukaryota; Metazoa; Chordata; Actinopteri; Cypriniformes; Leuciscidae.